This is a messenger RNA of Temnothorax curvispinosus, 1582 nucleotides long. RefSeq lists its product as uncharacterized. The record is from RefSeq and is a predicted model, not a curated record. The coding region runs from base 294 to 857 and encodes 187 amino acids. NCBI's taxonomy places the organism in Eukaryota, Metazoa, Arthropoda, Insecta, Hymenoptera, Formicidae. The transcript is spliced from 3 exons.
AUAGAUGUCGCAUGGAGCUAUGGAGAUUGUGUGGCCGUCUAAUGGAUGUUAUGUUCCGUGUGGGAUAUGUUAUUAAUAAUUUAUUUAUGCAUUUUUUUCUCCUCUUAUUUUUAUGAUUGUACCGAUAAGUUGUCGAGAAAAUCUCAAUAUUACCAGCCUGAAGUUAUAUAAAGUAAUAUUAUAAUAAACGCUGUUAUCUCGAAAUGAAGAGAGGGGGAAUGCUACACUAUGCAAACAGAUACAUUCGGUCUUAGUAUCUGAUUGAGAGACUACGCGACAAGUUUUGCGCAACAAUGUUAAGCUGUGUUAUUUUUCUUAUUUGUUGUAUUUUAAUGGGUAAUCUUGUGAUAGCGUCGAAACCAUUGUCGAUUUUAUUGAUACAAACUAUUCCAUCGACUAGCCACCACGUCUGGACGGAGCAUUUGGUUAAAGGACUGCUUCGCAAAGGCCAUCAUGUACAUGCAGUGAGCAUACAUGAGACUAAAGUCAAGGGAAAACUCGCGCAGAAUUUGACCUACGUCGUUUUCGAUGGUCUAAUGGAUACUUAUGAUGAAUCUAAUAAUUAUGACCCAGUUGAAUGGGAGAAGUAUAGCGUAUUUUAUGCCACAUAUUUUGCACAUCAGUGGGGUAUUCACGCAUGUGACACAAUGAUAAAAACUAAAGAAGCGACAGAUCUUUUGGAAGCGAUUAAAACAGUCGAGUAUGAUGUAAUAGUGCAGGACAUUACAAUAACUCAAUGUUUCUACGGAUUAUGGGAGGCAGUACCCGUUUCAUUCUCCUUCUUACUUGACGCCUCACCGCGGUCACCUCUAGGCAACAUAACCGUCGCCUGGCCGACUCUGCAGAAGGGUUUAUAGUUGAGCGCUUUAAGAGGAUGUUGGAGACAGGUCUGUUUUUUCAGACAUACAAAUAUUUUGAUUGAUUUCACCGAAUUAAAAAUUUUUUGUUUAGAAUUAAAGUAUGGACGAUAACGAAGACUGCAGACACCAAUUGCGUAUGAAAAACGAAAAGACAUUAGAAAAUUACAGUUUUAGUUUCGAUUCUGCGGUCGACUCAUGACAACAUUUGCUGCACAUAAAAGUUUUAGACUGUGUACGUAUACAAAAACCUUGCAGCAGUCACGGAAAUACAAUAAAGAAGAAUCCUGUGCUUGCAGAAAUGAGCUGCGAGCUUUAGUAUAAGAGAAAAGUGCAUUUGGAAAUUUCAUAUGCAGAUGUUACGCGUCUCCCCGAAUUCAAAAACAUACGGAUCAGUAUAACGGGUAGCCCUAGAGCAGGCGUUCUGUAUGUAUGUGUAAGAAUCGGUGAGCACUUCUUUAUCGACGCUUUAUCGAGCAUCCCCUUAAAAGCCCUCAACGCUCCCUCUCCAAUAAGAGCAGCAAAGUGGGUGCUCCCAGCAUCCCUACUCUCGCUGUCCCUCGCGACCACCCAAUCCGCAGGUUGGAGUCCCUCAUUUUGCCUGUCAAGUAGCUCUAUCGCUUCCUUAACAAGUAUCUUGGGGUCCUCCACAUGUACUACAACUCAAUGUCGCCUUGGCGGUUCAUCGAGUCGCAGCGUACGCAGUUGAACUCCGUUUAUAUACA